AUGGGACCUCACCACCCAUCAAUGCACGGUGUUCUUCGACUCAUCCUUACUUUGGAUGGUGAAGAUGUUAUUGACUGUGAACCAAUAUUGGGUUAUUUACACAGAGGGAUGGAAAAAAUUGCAGAAACCCGAACAAUUAUACAAUAUCUACCUUAUGUAACAGGUUGGGAUUAUUUAGCUACUAUGUUUACAGAAGCAAUAACCGUAAAUGGGCCAGAAGAGUUGGGAAAUAUUCAAGUACCUAAAAGAGCCAGUUAUAUCAGAGUAAUUAUGUUGGAGUUGAGUCGUAUAGCUUCUCAUCUGUUAUGGCUUGGCCCUUUUAUGGCGGAUAUUGGGGCACAGACUCCCUUCUUCUAUAUUUUCAGAGAAAGAGAAUUAGUAUAUGAUCUAUUCGAAGCAGCCACCGGUGUUCUACCAGUGGCUUCCGGUGAUAUUCACGUUUGGCAUAUGCCUGCUCUAACCGAGAUUUUUGGAGAUGAUUCUGUCCUACAAUUCGGCGGAGGAACUUUGGGGCACCCUUGGGGUAAUGAAAUUAUCCGUGAAGCUAGUAAAUGGAGUCCUGAACUAGCUGCUGCUUGUGAAGUAUGGAAGGAGAUCAAAGUUGAAUUUGAGGCAAUGGAUACUUUGUAA
Benincasa hispida (wax gourd) is the source of this 630-nucleotide messenger RNA. Lineage: Eukaryota; Viridiplantae; Streptophyta; Magnoliopsida; Cucurbitales; Cucurbitaceae. The record is from RefSeq and is a predicted model, not a curated record.